This is a messenger RNA of Rubroshorea leprosula, 5095 nucleotides long. NCBI's taxonomy places the organism in Eukaryota, Viridiplantae, Streptophyta, Magnoliopsida, Malvales, Dipterocarpaceae. The record is from the annotation of a GenBank genome assembly.
AUGAAUGACCUGAAAGGUCAACAGAACCCGCUCGGACAACCGAGCUCGAAGAGAGAACCAGAAUUCUCGAAAUGGAAAUGGGUAAAAUCCUUGCCCGCCUGAUCCCUGAUGACCCCUUGAUUCCAUUGUUGAACAGGGAUGCACAACCAGCUGCGGUUGUUGCAACUCGAAACUCCCCUGCUCUGAGCAACAUAGUGGUGCCGACUAGGCCGAGGGGAAGCGGGAAGCUAAAUAACGAGCCCAGCUCGUCCAAACAUAGUGAAGAACUGAUGAGGAAAAAUGCAGACCUAGAAAGACAGCUAAGGGACAUACAGAAAUCUAUCGACGAGCUGAAAAGUCCUAGGUCGCACCAACAGACUCUUGAUUUGGAUAGUGCUCCUUUAAACCUAUCCAUCACAAUAGAGCCGUAUCAAGAGGGAUUCAAAAUUCCCCACCUGGAGACAUGUGAUGGCUCGGGCAACCCUGAUGAACAUCUGCACACUUAUCAAGCCAUCAUGAGAAUCCAAAAUGCCAAUGAUGCCAUGAUGUGCAAAGUGUUCCCAGCAACACUUAAGUCGACAGCCAGGAGAUGGUAUCACAAACUCCCCAGACAUUCCAUAGACUCAUAUUCCCAGCUUGCCAAGCUAUUCUCCAACAAAUUUGUGAGCCAAAGGGAGAUUAAACGUACAGCGACCAAACUAAUGCAGCUUGGUCGGUUUUUGGAUGACCUGCUGGAGAAUCCACCCAAGUUGUGGAAUGACAUAAAUGACAGGUCGGCAAGCUUUAUAUUAUCCAAAGAUUUUCAAUCUUCUAAGAGACGGGCUGAUGACAAGCAAGGAAAAGAGCCCAAGCAGCCUGAAAACAGAGAUGACAAGAAGAAACAGAAGGUCAAGAGACCCCCUCCACAAACGCAUGAUUCUUCACGAGCUGACAGAAGCAAAUACUACGACUAUCACCGUGUCUACUGCCAUAACACAGAAGACUGUCAGAGUCUGAAGGACGAGCUCGAAUUCUUGGCUCGCAAUGAAAAAUUGGAGGGGUAUGUGCAGAAACCUUUUGUUCGGCAACCAACCCAGACCCACUUUGUACAAGAGUACGGCCGAUCUCAAGCACCUGGAUAUCAGCUUAGUAGCAAUCAAAAUUCUUACCAGGCAGGUCCGUACUCAUCUAAGCCGAACAAAGCAUACAAGGGACGCCCGUUCAAUAGGUGUGGGCAAGGACCGAAGGCAUCUGCACAGAACCAAAAGGACCAUAGAGGGGUUGGGUAUGGUGGAAUACCCUCGCCAUCUGGCACAAUCAAUAUGAUCUCUGGUGAAGUGGAGUGGGACAAUGCUACCAUUACGUUUAGUCCGACAGAUUACCAGCGAGCAGAAGGGGAGUCCGAUGUCGUGAUGCCUCAUGCAGAUCCCUUUGUAGCAACAGUCUAUAUAGGCAAUCAUAACGUCAAUAAGGUUUUCAUUGACACUGGUAGCUCCCUCGAUAUCCUGUAUUGGAGCUGCUUCCAAAAGAUGCAGCUGAACCCCAACUCGUUACAAAAAUAUGAUGGGCCUAUCUAUGCGUUUGAUAAUCAACUUGUCCCAGUGGAGGGAGUAAUUACACUUCCCAUUUAUGUGGGUUCAGAACCACGCUUCAAGAUGGCUUCAGCCAGCUUCUUGGUCAUCAAAAUGGAGUCAGCUUUCAACGCCAUAUUAGGAAGGGCUACUCUGUGCGAGCUGAAGGUUGUUAUCUCACAACCCCAUCUCUGCAUGAAAUUCCCAACGCCUCAGGGGAUAGGAGUGCUAAAGGGGAAUCAAAAGAUGGCUAGAGCAUGUUAUCAAGAUACAUUUAAGAAGGUUCAGCUCGUUGUAGCCCCGAGAGGCUUUGGAAGUAGUAGGCCAACUCAGCCCGGCCAGCAAACAAUGGGCAUAUCGGACAUUGAGCAUAGACCUGAGGGUGUCGAGCAGAAAGCAAAGCCGGUAGAGCCAGUAGAAACCAUUCCUUUAAACCCUAAUGUGCCGGAAAGAACAGUCAAGAUCGGCACCAAGCUCACAAAAGAAGAACGAGCAGAGCUUCUGGAGUUUUUGAGGGUCAAUCAAGAUGUGUUUGCGUGGACUACGGAUGAAAUGCCUAGCAUCCCUACAGAAUUGACAGUCCACAAACUCAUCACGGACCCCACCAAAAGGCCGGUGGUGCAGAAACGUCACCUUUUUGGCCCGGAGAAGCAGGCUGCUAUAGAUGAAGAAAUACAAAAGCUGCUACAGGCAGGCUCCAUCAGGAGAGUGGAAUACUCUGAGUGGGUAUCCAACCCGGUGCUCGUUAAAAAACCAAAUGGCAAGUGGAGGAUGUGUAUUGACUUCACCAACUUAAAUGAGGCAUGUCCAAAAGACCCUCAUCCCUUGCCUAAUGUGGAGAAGCUAGUAGAACGGGCAACCGGGCAUGAGCAGAUGAGUUUCCUUGACUCUAGCUCGGGGUAUCACCAGGUUCAGUUACUGUUGGAUGACCAGGAGAAAACAACUUUCUAUGCUGGUGACGCAAUCUACUGCUAUGUCAUGAUGCCGUUUGGCUUGAAAAAUGCUGGCGCUACAUAUCAGAAGCUGGUGCAAAUCAUCUUCAAGCUACAGAUUGGCAGGAACAUAGAAGUAUAUGUGGAUGACAUGAUAGUCACCAGUGUACGAGCUGAGGAUCAUAUAGACGACCUGAGUGAGACUUUUCAAAACUUGCGCCGAGCCCAAAUGAAGCUGAAUCCCUUGAAGUGCAUGUUCGCUAUAGAAUCAGGAAAAUUCCUAGGGUACGUGGUAUCCAAGAAGGGAAUUGAAGUGAACCUAGAGAAGGUUCUUGCCGUUCAGCAGAUGGAGCCUCCCAAGACUGUAAAGGAUGUGCAGCGCCUGACAGGUCGUGUAGCCGCGUUGCACAGAUUCAUAGUCAGGUCGGCAAAAAGGUGCCUACCAUUUUUCAAAGCCUUGCGAGAGCCCAAGCAUUUUCAAUGGACUAACGAGUGUCAGCGGGCGUUUGACGAGCUCAAGCAGUACCUGGCAUUUGCACCCCUGCUGUCCAAGCCUGUGGAAAGGGAGAGUUUAUACCUAUACAUGGGGGUUACAGGAGAGGCAGUGAGCUCAGUCUUGCUUAGGGAAGAGAAUAAGAAUCAGAAGCCCAUCUGCUAUGUGAGCAAGGUUUUACAAGGUGCAGAGCAAAACUACCCAUUAGCAGAAAAGGCUGCCUUUGCCCUGGUUUACACAGCCCGUAAGUUGAGGGCUUACUUCCAAUCACAUCAUAUUGUUGUCUAUACCGACUUGCCAUUGAGAAAAAUACUGAAAAAACCUAAACUCUCUAGUCGACUUAUUGGAUGGAGCAUCGAGUUGAAUAAAUAUGACCUCAAAUUUCAGCCGCGCAUAACCAUAAAAGGCCAGGCCGUUGCAGACCUUCUGGUGGAGUGCAUCCCAGUGACAAAGGAAGAAAAAACACCUGAACACCCAGUCUGGGUUUUGCAUGUUGAUGGAGCUGUUAACGUUGAAAGAUUGGAAUAUGAAGCCCUCAUUUACGGAUUGAAGCUGGCGUCCGAGCUGAAGGUACAAAGCAUUCAGGUUUUUAGCGACUCUCAGCUCGUUGUGGGCCAGAUAACCACCGAGCUAUCAAAGUUGGCCUCCUCGCAGGACCUUAACCCUCAGAGAUCAACAAUUGUCGGGGUACUUGACACCCCGAGCUACACCGAUCUCACAGUCGAGUGCCAGCUGCUAAGCACAGACCCCUCCUCACCAAGCUGGACUACCCCGCUCAUGAAUUAUCUACGAAGUGGCGAGCUACUUGAAGAUUCGUCCGUUGUAAAGUGGGUCAGAUGCAGGGCGGCGCAUUUCACUUUGAUAGAUAAUCAACUUUACAAACGAGCAGCCUUAAUGCCCUUAUUACGCUGCCUCACUCCUUAUGAAGCUGAAUACACCGUGAGGGAAGUUCAUGAAGGAGUAUGUGGUACACACAUAGGAGGCAAGACUUUAGCUCGGAAACUCCUUAGGCAGGGGUAUUACUGGCCAACUAUGGUUGAAAAUGCACAGAAUUAUGUCAAGAAGUGCCCGACCUACCAGUUCAACGCUGACAAUAUCCACAUGCCAGGAGAAAUGCUCUCAUCACUUUCAUCUCCUUGGCCUUUUGCUCAAUGGGGAGUCGACUUGCUCGACCUUUUCGUGAAAGGCAAAGGAGUAUGCACCUACCUUGUUGUCACGGUAGAUUAUUUCGCCAAGUGGAUAGAAGCUAAACCAUUGUCCACGACAACAGAAAGGAAAAUAGAAGAAUUCCUAUUCAAUUCAAUAUUAUGCAGGUUUGGCAUACCUAAACGAAUCAUAGCUGACAAUGGUCUGCAGUUCCGAGCCACAACACUGAGGUCGUUUUGCAAUGAUUAUGGAAUUGAGCUCACCUUGACAUCUGUGUAUACUCCACAAUCCAAUGAGCAAGCCGAGUCUGCCAAUAAAAUCGUCUUGCGCGGCCUCAAGACGCGUGUUUUGGCUACACAUACUAAUUGGGUUGACGAGCUCAAUAAAGUGCUUUGGUCAUGCCGCACUACACCCAGCUCGGCCACAGGCGAAACCCCGUUUAGUUUGGCAUAUGGAGCUGAGGCCGUCAUCCCUAUCGAGGUUGGAUUGCCAUCUGAUAAAUCAGAUCAUCAUGACGAUCAUAAUAAUGGGCAACUCUUAAGAGAGAACCUAGACCUAGUGGAGGAAGUCAGGGAGAUGGCUCGAAUUAGAAACAUGACGCACCAAAGUCGUGUUGCAAUGUUUUAUAACAAAAGAGUUCGAGCCCGUCAGUUUCAGGUCGGUGAUCUAGUUCUGCGCAAAGCUGGAUUAACUAAUACUUAUUCGCACAUGGGCAAGCUCGCUCCUAAUUGGGAAGGCCCUUAUAUGGUUAUUAAUAUUAAGCGACCUGGGUGUUACCAACUAGCAGAUUUACAAGGUCAUCCGUUACCAUUCAUCUGGAACAUACACAACCUUAGAAAGUUUUACACUUAACAUUUUGAUGUUAUUGUCUUAAUUCAAAUUAUCGCCAAUCAAAUGUAAAGAGCAAUGUAUAGAACAAUGCAUAGCAAUAUACACAGAAAUCUUGAAACAAAAGAUUCGAAUUUGUAUUUCAUCAAUGAAUUUUUACAUGUGUA